This is a messenger RNA of Heterocephalus glaber (naked mole-rat), 2925 nucleotides long. NCBI's taxonomy places the organism in Eukaryota, Metazoa, Chordata, Mammalia, Rodentia, Bathyergidae. The record is from RefSeq and is a predicted model, not a curated record.
AUGGCGCUGAAAGCUUUCAUUGGGCAGCCAAGUUGCAGAAGGGUAAAAGAGCCUAUUGUCAAAGUGAGGAGAGGUGUUGGAGCUCUCUGCGAGGAGCAUCUUGGUGGUUUUAGCGUCCCGGUCCCGGUCCAGCCUCAGAUCAUCAAGACAGAUUCUCAUGUUUUGACCACACUGAAGACAGAUGGCAGCCCUGUCAUGGCUGCAGUCCAGAACCCAGCCCUCACUGUCCUCACCACCCCCAUCCAAACGGCUGCCCUUCAAGUACCAACCCUGGUGGGCAGCAGUGGCACCAUUCUGACAACCGUGCCUGUGAUGAUGAGACAAGAGAAGUCGCCCAUUAAGCAGGUGCCUGGGGGAGUCAAGCAGCUCGAGCCCCCCAAAGAAGGAGAGAGUCAGACAACACACAAUAUCAUUGAGAAGUGGUAUCGCUCCUCCAUCAGCGACAAAAUCGUUGAGUUGAAGGACCUAGUCAUGCGGACAGAUGCUAAGAUGCACAAGUCUGGCGUUCUGAGGAAGGCUAUUGAUUAUAUCAAAUACUUACAGCAGGUUAAUCAUAAACUGCGCCAGGAAAACAUGGCACUAAAGCUGGCAAAUCAGAAAAACAAGCUUCUGAAGGGCAUGGACCUAGGCAGUCUGGUGGACAACGAUGUGGACCUGAAGACAGAUGACUUUAACCAGAAUGUCCUUCUGAUGUCCCCCCCAGCCUCUGACUCAGGGUCCCAGGCUGGGUUCUCCCCCUACUCCAUUGACUCUGAGCCAGGAAGUCCUCUUUUGGAUGAUGCAAAGGUCAAAGAUGAACUGGACUCUCCUCCUGUAGUGCUGGGCAUGGUGGACCGCUUUCGGAUUCUGCUGUGUGUUCUCACCUUCCUGGGCCUCUCCUUUAACGCCCUGACUUCCCUGCUGCAAUGGGGAGGGGCUGGAGACUCAGACCAGCAUCCGUACUCAGGCUCUAGUCACAGCGUGCUGUCAUUUGAGUCAGGUUCUGUGGGCUGGUUUGACUGGAUGAUGCCAACGCUCCUCCUGUGGUUGGUAAAUGGUGUGAUUGUCCUAAGUGUCUUUGUGAAGCUUCUGGUCCAUGGGGAGCCAGUGAUCCGGCCACACUCGAGAUCCUCGGUUACCUUCUGGCGGCACCGGAAGCAAGCGGACCUGGACCUCGCCAGGGGAGAUUUUGCAGCUGCUGCGGCCAACUUACAGACCUGCCUGUCAGUUUUCAGUCGAGCACUGCCCACUUCCCGCCUGGACCUGGCCUGCAGCCUUUCCUGGAAUGUGAGCCGCUACAGCCUCCAGAAGCUGUGCCUGGUGCCCUGAUGGCUCAAGAAAGUCUUCUAGUGCUGGCGAGCCACACCGGCCACCGCAGCUGGCUUUGAAGAUGAGGCUAAGAGCAGUGCACGGGAUGCAGCACUGGCCUAUCAGAGGCUGCACCAGCUGCACAUCACAGGGAAGCUUCCUGCAGGGUCUCCAUGUUCAGAUGUGCAUAUGGCUUUGUGUGCUGUGAACCUGGCGGAGUGUGCUGAGGAGAAGAUCCCGCCGAGCACACUGGUGGAGAUCCAUCUGACAGCUGCCAUGGGGCUCAAGACCCGGUGUGGAGGCAAGCUGGGCUUCCUGGCCAACUACUUCCUCAGUCACACCCGGAGCCUGUGUGGCCUCGAGCACAGUGCCAUCCCAGAUUCUCUGCCCUGGCUCUGCCAUCCCCUGGGCCAGAAGUUUUUCAUGGAGCGGAGCUGGUCAGUGAAGUUGGCAGCCAAAGAAAGUCUGUACUGUGCCCAGAGGAACCCAGCUGACCCCGUUGCCCAGGUCCACCAGGCCUUCUGCAGGAACUUGCUGGAGCAAGCUGUGGAGUCAUUGGUGAAACCUCAGGCCAAGAAGAAGGCUGGAGACCAGGAAGAAGAGAGUUGUGCAUUCUCCAGUGCUUUGGAGUACCUGAAAUCACUUCAUUCUUUUGUGGACUCUGUAGGGUUUGCAGCCCCACCCUUCUCCAGCAGCUCAGUGUUCAAGUUGGCCCUCGGUCCUGACGUCAUCUGCCGCUGGUGGACAUCUGCAGUCACAUUGGCCAUCAGCUGGCUCCAGGGAAAUGAUGCAGCUGUGUGCUCCUGUCUGACUGAAGUGGAGCGUGUCCCCAAGGCCCUGGAAGUGACUGAGAGCCCCCUGGUGAAGGCCAUCUUUCACGCCUGCAAAGCUAUGCAUGCCUCGCUCUCUGCAAAAGCAGAUGGGCAGCAGAAUUCCUUCUUUUCCUGUGAGAGGGCCAGCGGCCACCUGUGGAGCAGCCUCAAUGUCAGCGAGGCCACCUCUGACCUGCCCCUCAACCACGUGGUCCAGGUGCUUACCUGUGACCUGCUACUGUCACUGCGGACAGCACUCUGGCAAAAGCAAGCAGGUGCCAGCCAGGCCCUGGGUGAGACCUACCAUGCAUCGGGCACCGAGCUGGCUGGCUUCCAGCGAGACCUGGGCAGCCUGUGAAGACUGGCACACAGCUCGCCAGCAUACCGCAAGGAGUUCCUGCAUGAAGCCACUGUGUGCUUGAUGGCAGGAGCCAGCCCUACUCGCACGCACCAGCUGCUGGAGCACAGCCUGCAGCGCCGCACCACCGAGAGCACCAAGCAUGGAGAGGUGGACGCCUGGCCUGGCCAACGAGAGCAGGCCACUGCUAUCCUGCUGGCGUGUCGCCACCUUUCCCUCUCCUUCCUCUCCUCCCCAGGCCAGCGGGCCGUGCUGCUGCCCGAGGCUGCCCAAACACUGGAGAAGGUGGGCGACCAGCGCUCCUGCAGUGACUGCCAGCCGGUGAUUGUCAAGCUGGGUGGUGGCACUGCCAUCGCUGCCUCCUGACCGCCAGGCGCGGCCCACCACCCUCUGCCUUUGUCUCAGUGUCUCUCCCAGUUCUCGCUCUGUCUCAGACUGUCUCCCUCCUCCCCGCGUCUGUUCUUCUUC